CGGGCAGGUUCUUGCGGAAGUCUAGGCGCCAUUGGGAACGCUUCAGCAGCUGCUCUGUGCCCUUGUUGCCGAGAGCCUCUUCCUGGGUCAUUCCUAGGGUAGACGCUGGACUAGGGUUGACACGGGGAUUCCCACGUAGCCGUCUCGGCGCCCCUGUAACCUCUCCGCCGGCGGGAUGUGGCGACUACGUCGGGCCGCCGUGGCCUGUGAGGUCUGCCAAUCCCUGGUGAAGCAUAGCUCUGGAAUGAAGGGAAACUCACCACUCCAAAAAUUGCAUCUGGUUUCACGAAGUAUUUAUCAUUCACGUCAUCCUACCUUAAAGUUUCAGAGACCUCACCUAAGGACGUCAUUUCAGCAGUUCUCUUCUCUAACCAACCUUCCUUUACGUAAACUGAAACUUUCUCCAGUUAAAUGUGACUACCAGCCUCAUAGGAAUUUUUGGCCAGCAAGGUUAGCUGCAAGGCUCUUAAAACUUCGAUAUCUCGUACUGGGAUCUGCUGUGGGUGGUGGCUAUACAGCAAAAAAGACUUUUGAUCAGUGGAAAGAUAUGAUACCAGACCUUAGUGACUAUAAAUGGAUUGUCCCUGACAUCGUGUGGGAAAUUGAUGAGUAUAUUGAUCUUGAGAAAAUUAGAAAAGCACUUCCUAAUUCAGAAGACCUUGCAAAGUUAGCCCCAGACUUGGACAAGAUUGUUGAAAGCCUGAGCUUAUUGAAGGGCUUUUUCACCACAGGUCACAAAUUGGUUAGUGAAGUCAUAGAAGCUUCUGACCUACUUCUCUUGUUAGGUUCACCCGGAGAAACAGCAUUUAGAGCAACAGAUCAUGGAUCUGAAAGUGACAAGCCUUAUAGGAAGGGUCUGCUUGGUGAGCUCAUUCUCUUACAACAGCAAAUCCAAGAGCAUGAAGAGGAAGCACGCAGAGCCGCUGGCCAAUAUGGCACAAGCUAUGCCCAGCAGAAGCGCAAGGUAUCAGACAAAGAGAAAAUUGACCAACUUCAAGAAGAACUUCUGCAUACUCAGUUAAAGUACCAGAGAAUCUUGGAACGUUUAGAAAAGGAGAACAAAGAAUUGAGAAAAUUAGUAUUGCAGAAAGAUGACAAAGGCAUCCAUCAUAGAAAACUUAAGAAAUCUUUGAUUGAUAUGUAUUCUGAAGUUCUUGAUGUUCUGUCUGAUUAUGAUGCAAGUUAUAAUACACAAGAUCAUCUACCACGGGUCAUUGUGGUUGGUGAUCAGAGUGCUGGGAAAACGAGCGUGUUGGAAAUGAUCGCACAGGCACGAAUAUUCCCCAGAGGCUCUGGGGAGAUGAUGACGCGCUCUCCAGUGAAGGUGACUCUGAGUGAAGGUCCUCACCAUGUGGCCUUGUUUAAAGAUAGUUCCCGGGAGUUUGAUCUUACCAAAGAGGAGGAUCUUGCAGCAUUAAGACAUGAAAUAGAACUCCGAAUGAGGAAAAAUGUGAAAGAAGGUUAUACUGUUAGCCCGGAGACCAUAUCAUUAAAUGUAAAAGGCCCUGGACUACAGAGAAUGGUGCUAGUUGAUUUACCAGGUGUGAUUAAUACUGUGACAUCAGGCAUGGCUCCUGACACUAAGGAGACUAUUUUCAGCAUCAGCAAAGCUUACAUGCAGAACCCUAAUGCCAUCAUACUCUGUAUUCAAGAUGGAUCUGUGGAUGCUGAACGUAGUAUUGUUACAGACUUGGUCAGUCAAAUGGAUCCGCAUGGAAGAAGGACCAUAUUUGUUUUGACCAAAGUGGACUUGGCAGAAAAAAAUGUAGCUAGCCCAAGCAGGAUUCAACAGAUAAUUGAAGGAAAACUAUUUCCAAUGAAGGCUCUAGGUUAUUUUGCUGUUGUAACAGGAAAAGGAAACAGCUCUGAAAGCAUUGAAGCUAUAAGAGAAUACGAGGAGGAAUUUUUUCAGAAUUCAAAACUCCUAAAAACCAGUAUGCUAAAGGCACACCAAGUGACGACAAGAAACUUAAGCCUUGCUGUAUCAGACUGCUUUUGGAAAAUGGUACGAGAGUCAGUUGAACAACAGGCUGAUAGUUUCAAGGCAACGCGUUUUAACCUUGAAACUGAGUGGAAGAAUAACUAUCCUCGUCUGCGAGAACUUGACCGGAAUGAACUGUUUGAAAAAGCUAAAAAUGAGAUUCUUGAUGAAGUUAUCAGUCUGAGCCAGGUUACACCAAAACAUUGGGAAGAAAUCCUUCAACAGUCUUUAUGGGAAAGAGUAUCAACUCAUGUGAUUGAAAACAUCUAUCUUCCAGCCGCACAAACCAUGAAUUCAGGAACUUUUAAUACUACAGUGGACAUCAAGCUUAAACAGUGGACUGAUAAGCAGCUUCCCAAUAAAGCAGUAGAGGUUGCUUGGGAGACCCUACAAGAAGAAUUUUCCCACUUCAUGACAGAACCGAAAGGAAAAGAACAUGAUGACAUAUUUGAUAAACUUAAAGAAGCUGUUAAAGAGGAAAGUAUUAAGCGCCACAAGUGGAAUGACUUUGCAGAGGACAGCUUGAGGGUUAUUCAGCACAAUGCGCUGGAAGACCGGUCCAUCUCCGAUAAGCAGCAGUGGGACGCAGCCAUUUACUUCAUGGAAGAGGCUCUGCAGGCUCGGCUCAAAGACACUGAAAAUGCAAUUGAAAACAUGAUAGGUCCGGACUGGAAGAAGAGGUGGCUUCACUGGAAGAACAGGACCCAAGAAGAGUGUGUUCACAAUGAAACCAAGAAUGAACUGGAGAAGAUGUUGAAAUGUAAUGAGGAGCACCCAGCGUAUCUUGCAAGUGAUGAGAUAACCACAGUCCGGAAGAACCUUGAAUCCCGGGGAGUUGAAGUCGACCCAAGCUUGAUUAAGGACACUUGGCAUCAAGUUUACAGAAGACAUUUCCUAAAAACAGCUCUCAACCAUUGUAACCUUUGUCGAAGAGGCUUUUAUUACUACCAAAGACAUUUUGUAGACUCUGAGCUGGAAUGCAAUGACGUUGUCCUGUUUUGGCGAAUACAACGCAUGCUUGCUAUCACUGCAAAUACUUUAAGGCAGCAACUUACAAACACUGAAGUUAGGCGACUAGAGAAAAACGUUAAAGAAGUAUUGGAAGAUUUUGCUGAAGACAGUGAGAAGAAAGUUAAGUUGCUUACUGGUAAACGGGUUCAGCUGGCAGAAGACCUCAAGAAAGUUAGAGAAAUUCAAGAAAAACUUGAUGCUUUCAUUGAAGCUCUUCACCAAGAGAAAUAAAUUUUAUUAACCAGUUGUUCCUUCUAAUUUUAAUGGUAUGAAUCUCUGAAACCAGCCUGUGAUGUCCCUUUGAGUAACUUGGUUACCUGCCAGCUGAACUAAACCAUUUGGACAGAGCCAAGGUGAACAGAGGGCUAAGAUAUUUUAUAACAUGCAGAAUUCUACUGGUAACAUAAUCACCUCUCCAUAUAUCUGAAGAAAGAAAACUCAGUCUUUUGUCCUGCCUCUUCUGCUGUCCCACCUUUCUAAGCAUACAAUAAAAGUCCUGGGGUAAAAUAACUGACGUGUGUCUCAGGCGCGUACCCAUGAGCUGCCUUCUGAGUGGGAGAACAACAGAGAUGGCGUUAGCAGCCCGUUUGUACUGAAGGCGCGACCGGGGUAACGUAACUGGUGUGGCCACUACGUAUGGCCUCGAAGGUGAGGAACUGGCCAUGUGCUUGUUGUCUUUCUCUUGGUGGCACUAGUGUAAUUCAUUAGCAGGUGCUACUUGCUGUCGGUUUCUUUUCCAGAAAUGCAAUGCUAGUUGUUUUGGAAUAAAAUUUAUAGCAAUUUUUAAGAGUUAUCAACUGUAUAUAAAAUGAUGGUAGCCUGCUAAAGUAUCAUCUGUAUCUGUCAUGUUCUAUAUCCAAGGAACCAUUUGACCGUGGGAGUCCGUUUAUAUUUACCAUGUGAAAGAAAACUGGCUAAGAGAGGAACCCUGUGAUAGGCUGGUCUGACUUACAAAGGUUCAAUGUCUGUUCACUUUUAAAACUUCAGCCUUUCAUUGCCAGCUUAGAAAUUUGCCUUGGAAGACAGAUCCCCUCCACCUGCUGUUUUUAUACUCUCUAUAUCCAGUGAAAAUUGAUUCAUUUUGGAUGUUGUAUACUUAGGCUUUCUGUUAACAGCAAUUUUUUUCCUGUUGACAGAGCGAUUGUGUGACACAGGAUGAGGAAGAUUAAGGAUGAUCAGUUGACUAAUUUCACUUAGAAUUGUGUCAAACGCUGGAAGUAGGCAUAAGGAAAUGGCUUCAUUUCAUGUGACCGUUUUAUUUCACUCUGUUUCUUUUCUUUUGCAGUACUGGGUGUGGAACCCAGGGCCUUGCGCAUCCUAGGCAGCACUCCAUCACUGAGCUAGUCCGUAACCCCCAGUGGACUGUUUCAAACAGAAAUUAUGUCAGCAUUUAGAAUAGUUUUGACCAUUCGCCCUCAGCUGAAAAUUUAAAGUUGAAUUCAUUGCAGUUCAGUUGCAGUGAUAUGCUCCCGAUAUUUUCUUGUGUUUUAUGUUACAUGAUUUUUUAAUUGGCCAAAAAAUUUUAAAGCAAAGAAACAUGCCAUCUUUUAAUUAAACUGUCUUUCUCAUUUCCUACCUUUUUAUUAAGCCUUUUAUGUGGACAAAAAUGCUCAUGUGACAGUUUUUAUUUUGCAAGUUACUACAUUUUGUAGUUUUCUUGGAUUGGUUUUUUGGUAACAAUUCCCUUGCUACCGUCCACUUUUUAUUUUUUAAUACCUGUGUAUCCUUCAUUAUGAAGAUCUGACACUUAAUAUGCAAGACUCGAGAAUGUCACAAAAUCUGUCAGAAAUUCUGAACACCAUAAAUAUUUGUUUUAAAGUGAUAAGGAAAGUGGAUCCAGUUUUCCGCAGCUGGUAGCUCUUGGGUAAGCACAGCAGUGAGCAGUGAGACUCUUUCCUGUGUGCUGCCCUCAGGGGAAGUGGCUCCUGCCCUCAGUCCCGCUGUGCCUGGUGACCUCACCAGAAGCAGCCAUCCUGUAGCAGCAGUGAUGAUUUUGCAGUGGCGGAACACUCAUUUUAGCCACAGCUCUUUCCACAACAGGAAGAGAGAGGGUCAUAUUUGUUUCUGUGAACUACAGAUAGAAAAAAAUGCCAUCAGUUGUAUUUCUAAAUACUUCUCCCAAGCAAAAAGCUGAUGUUUGGGAGUAAUCUUUCACAUCCCUCAAGUUUUCCAGAGAGAGGAGGAGAAACUUCUUUUCUUUGAAGAGAUCAAUCAGUAUUGUAACUUAAAUAUUUAAGUAGAUGAUAAAAGUAUUAUCAAAAAUCCCAUGUGACCCCUGACAUCCUGACAUUCUCCCGAACCCGCUCAGUAAUAAUUGUUUCGUGGAUUUUUUUUUAGCUGAUCUCAUACUAAACAUAUUUUUUUCCUUGAAAAUUAGGUAAAUACCUAGCUUUAUUAAAUGCAGAUGUUACAGAAAGAAAAAAUAAAAUUCAAUCCCAACAGUGAACCCCAUGUGUUGUGUCUGUAGCCCCAAAACUAGAAGAGCUUGAAAUUUAAAUUUAAAAAAUAACUUUAUGGGUGCAGUCUACAGAAGCUAAAGUCUAACUGGACAAGGAAUCAUUUGUUUUUCAUGUUAGAAUUUCUGAAGAAUGGAGUGAGGAAAACGCUGUAUGAAAGAUUGAUUAAUUUAAAAUAGAUGGCCGGGGAGUUAGCUCAGUGGUUCUGCUGCCUGCUUCGCAAGCACAAGGUCCCGAGUUCCAUCUCUGGUACCAAAAAAAUAAAAAUUUAAAAUAGUUGAUAUCCAAAGGUGAUUGGUCAGGAUUGUUCAUUUUAACGGUGUAUGGGGGCCGUGCACCGGAGGAAGCAAGCAGGCAGCUCUUGCUACUCCGCGCUGAACUGACUGAGCUACAGUGACUGGCAGGGCGCCCUGCCUUUCCAGCACCUUAGCUCUAUUCUGUCCUCUUUGUGUGGCCCCCAUUCUCCAAGCUUUGUUCCCAUGGCUCGUUUGCAGAAACUUAGUGACCAAAUGCAAAGAAAUCAUGUAGCAGGAGAAAGAGUGGUGCUUCCUGACUUUAUAAUUUGGGGAUUUCACAAUAAAAAAUUUAGAGUGUUGGUUUAAAAGACUAAUUCCUUAACCAGCUAAUCAUUUUGUAUUUAUUUAUUUUAGAUGUAUUUAUCUGAGUAAAGAAACAUUUUCUCUUUCCAAUAAAUGUAAUCAUAACAAUGACUUUUAUCUCAGUCACCUAAGCUGGCAUAUAUUUUCAGAUACUUUAGCAGUAUGGAAAUGUGCUUAAAAAUAUGCACAUUUUGAAUGAUCAUGGUUACAUGUUGUUUAAAUAUUUAAAACUUUGUGUUUGCUUGUUCAUUGUGAAUCGACUUUGUAGUUUUAAGACCUCACGUGACAUAUAGACAUUAUAGAACUUAUAUUUUGCCUGCACUUGAUCUAAGUUCAUUUGUGUGGAUGAAUAAUUAAAAGAUACUUAAUCACAUUAUAA
Messenger RNA from Heterocephalus glaber (naked mole-rat), 6426 nucleotides. RefSeq names its product OPA1 mitochondrial dynamin like GTPase (gene Opa1). Gene Ontology annotation, biological process: mitochondrial fission; endocytosis; mitochondrial fusion. NCBI's taxonomy places the organism in Eukaryota, Metazoa, Chordata, Mammalia, Rodentia, Bathyergidae. Gene Ontology annotation, cellular component: mitochondrial membrane; mitochondrial intermembrane space; microtubule. The record is from RefSeq and is a predicted model, not a curated record. Gene Ontology annotation, molecular function: GTP binding; microtubule binding; GTPase activity.